This is a messenger RNA of Oppia nitens, 1694 nucleotides long. Its product is annotated as cytochrome P450 3A24-like. The transcript has a single exon. Gene Ontology annotation, molecular function: oxidoreductase activity, acting on paired donors, with incorporation or reduction of molecular oxygen; steroid hydroxylase activity; iron ion binding. Bases 1 to 1602 code for a protein of 533 amino acids. Lineage: Eukaryota; Metazoa; Arthropoda; Arachnida; Sarcoptiformes; Oppiidae. The record is from RefSeq and is a predicted model, not a curated record.
AUGUUAAAAGUUUUAAUAUUAACAAUUGUCGUCGGAAUUAUCGUUUGGUAUAAAUGGAGAAAACGAUUGAUGUCUCAAUUGAAACGAAAUGGUAUCCCAGGACCAGAACCGCACAUACUUUGGGGUAAUUUUAAAGAAUAUCAAAUUAAAGGUUACGCCAAAUGUCAUGAAGAAUGGAUCAAAAAAUACGGUCGUAUUGUUGGUUAUUAUUUGGGCGGAAAACCGUUUGUAUUGGUAGCCGAUCCGGAACUACUAAAAGUUAUACAAAUCAAAGAGUUUCACGAGUUUUCCAAACGUCAACUAUUGCUUAAUGAUAGCGGUUUGAAUCCAAAUCCACGAUUCAAACACAGUUUGAUCUCUUGUAAAGACAGUCGUUGGAAACAAAUGAGAAGCAAUCUGUCGCCGACCUUCAGCGGUGCCAAACUUAAACAAAUGACACCAAUCAUUGAGUCAACAAUCAAUAAAUUCUUGUCGAGAGUGGCUGAUAAUGAAAGACAGCGCCAAGAGUUUGAUAUCUAUGAUCUGUUUCAAGGCUUGACUAUGGAAACGAUAGCCAAAGCGGGCUUCGGGUUUGACUCUGAAUCUCAAACAAAAGAUGAAGACGCCGUCAUUGAGGCCGUUAAAGCCGUAUUCAAUGUAAGCGUCGGACAGGUAUUGCUUUUUCUAUGGCUAGUGUUUCCCGAAUUUCGGUUUAUUAUAAAUCCAAUCAGAAUAUUGAUAGACAAAGUCAAGGAUUACUUUGGUUAUUCAGAUCACGGAUUUCUCUUAAAGAUUAGCGACCAAUUGAUUAAACAAAGAAGAGCUAACAAUGGAUCCAAUAAUCAAAGAGAUUUGUUGCAACUCAUGUUGGAGUCUGAGGCAAGUGGUAUGUUGUCUAACGAUAAACUAUCUAUAAGUAGUGAUAUGAACGAUGAUAAUGAUAUUGAAGUUAAAGAAAAGUGGUCUAAAAAGUCAAAGAUGACCGACGAUGAGAUUUCAGCCAAUGCUGUCCUGUUUUUUGAAGCCGGAUAUGAGACAACCAGUACAGCACUCGGCUAUUUGAUGCAUAUUCUAAUCAAUAAACAAGAUAUUCAAGAAAAGGUUAGGCAAGAGGUUAAGGAGUUAAUGGAAACGGAAGGAAAGUUAGACUAUAAUACUGUAACAAAACUGAAAUACUUGGAACAAGUCAUAUAUGAAACAUUGAGAGUCUAUCCACCCGUCACUACAUUUAUAUCGCGAACCCCACGAAAUGAUUUCCACUACAACGGACUGACUCUACAGAAAGGAGUUGACAUAAGAGUUCCGCUCUAUUAUCUUCAUAGAGAUCCAGAACUGUGGACAAARCCGGAAGUGUUUGACGAAAAUCGCUUUUCUGAUGAAAACAAACAUUUGGUUAAUCCAGUAGUUUGGCAGCCGUUUGGUGUCGGACCGCGUAAUUGUAUUGGUAUGCGGUUUGCAUUACUGGAAAUUAAAUUAACUAUUGCUAAGCUAUUAAUUAAAUAUAAAUUGAUUGAAUCAAACAAUACUGAAUUGGGAGACAUUCAAAGAGAUUUCAAAACUAUAUCAAUGACUCCUAAAACUGGUGUCUUUACUAAAGCUGUUCUCAUAUCAACUGACGAUUAAUAUUAUAUUAAUUAAUAACCCAAUUAUAUGUUUUCAUUUUUUAUUGUCUUGUUUUUAUUGGUGAUUAUAUUAUAUACUAAAAUUUUUUUUAA